UUUUUUUUUACCCUUUUCUUUAUUGUUUAUUCAACUGAUAUUAAAUGAAUAAUCAACAAGUUACUUUGCCUUCUAUUAAGCUUGUCUUUCAAGGUUUAUUUAAUACUGAUAAAACUGAACCCUAUCGUAAGUUACAUAAUUACAUAGUAUAGUAUAGUAUCGUAUAUAUGAAUAUGUAUCAUGUAUCAUGUAUAUUAAUUGAAACACACUUUAUUAAGGAAAAACAUCAUCUUUUGGACCUGAAUUUAAGGUAGAAGAAGCUACUCCGAAUUUACAACAACUUUCGUCAUCACCUUAUUGUCUAGAAGAGUCACGAGUGAAUCAUAUAAAGGUACAUCGUCGCUCUGUGUCUGAAUUCAAUAGCACUAGUAGAGGAGUCGUAGAGAGGACGAUGAUGAAAUACAAUCGUCAACCAUCAUCUCAUCAUCAUCAUCAGUGUAUUCCUUCUUCUAGUCAUCAACAAUCAUAUCAUCCUAAGCAUACAAGAGCUCAUACAACAUCUGGUUAUCCACCUACUAUGUGGCUUGAUCCUUAUAAACAACAAAGUUAUAAUCAUCCAAUUCAGUCACCACCAUCGUCAACAACUAGGCUAACAGCAAAAGAGGAGAAAAGGACGACAAAGAUAUUCUAUUGUCCGUCUUUCGAAAAGCAGCAAACAUAUCGCCAUCACUGUCAUCAUUGUCAAAAAUCAUUUUCAAGACCUUCAUCGCUCCGUAUUCAUAUCUAUUCACAUACAGGUGAAAAGCCUUAUCAAUGCCAUCAUCAGGGUUGUGGACGUAGUUUUAGCGUGCAUAGUAAUAUGCGUAGACAUUUGCGUAUCCAUCAUUCUUCUGAAUUCAACAACAAACAAAUACAAUUGUAAAUAAUAAUAAAAUAAAAAUUUUUUACCAAUAAUUAGAUGGGAAGAAAUAAGAAGAGGAAAAACAAAGAAUAUGUCACGGAUAAAUAAGUUUUAUAUCAUGUAACUUUAGUUGAUAUAAAAAUAUAUCAAAUGUACAUGUGUGUAUGUAAGCAUGUAUGUAUGUAUAUUUAUUUAUAUAUUACAAUGAACAAAUACUACCAUGUUUUAUGUAUACAUAAUUGUACGUUGUUGAUCUAUUAUAUGGUUACCAUUAUUUCUCUCUCUCUCUUUCUCUCCC
Messenger RNA from Cokeromyces recurvatus, 1139 nucleotides. RefSeq lists its product as uncharacterized. Gene Ontology annotation, biological process: regulation of transcription by RNA polymerase II. The transcript has a single exon. Gene Ontology annotation, cellular component: PcG protein complex; transcription regulator complex. The coding region runs from base 392 to 862 and encodes 156 amino acids. Gene Ontology annotation, molecular function: RNA polymerase II cis-regulatory region sequence-specific DNA binding; DNA-binding transcription factor activity, RNA polymerase II-specific. The record is from RefSeq and is a predicted model, not a curated record. Lineage: Eukaryota; Fungi; Mucoromycota; Mucoromycetes; Mucorales; Mucoraceae.